Bicyclus anynana (squinting bush brown) is the source of this 19407-nucleotide messenger RNA. RefSeq names its product probable E3 ubiquitin-protein ligase HERC2 (gene HERC2). The record is from RefSeq and is a predicted model, not a curated record. Gene Ontology annotation, biological process: protein ubiquitination. Lineage: Eukaryota; Metazoa; Arthropoda; Insecta; Lepidoptera; Nymphalidae. The coding region runs from base 204 to 14765 and encodes 4853 amino acids. The transcript is spliced from 88 exons. Gene Ontology annotation, molecular function: ubiquitin-protein transferase activity; metal ion binding.
GGUGACAGUUGACAGAUUUGGAUUGGACGGAGUUCGAUUGAUUUGAUUCUUUAGUUGGAUGAAAUUUAAUUUUCUUAAAAAUAUUUCCUAAUUCAACUGAAAUAAUGUGAUUUAUCUGUAAAAUAAUAUGCACUGUGCUAUUUUAAUAAUUUAAAUAUGGAUACGUUAAAAUAAGUUCGCGUGGCGAACCAAUUAUUGUGAAUAUGUCUGUCCCCGACGAACAAGACGAAUUCAUAUUUCGUCCCCAGCAACAUUUAGACCCUAAAUGGUUAAAUCCUGACUUACAAGAAGCCCUUCACGACCCGGAAGCUGUUUGUUCUUUAUUUAAUAGUUUACUGCAGGAUCGAGAAAUAUAUUUCGACGCCGGAAACGGGUUGGUAAAUGGUGCUGGAAUUACUGCUAAACUUGGUGACAGCGGGAAAUAUUAUUGCGGUCUACGGAUUUUAAACUGUACUUGUUGUGAUGGUCUUUGCGGUCCUCAUUCGGGGUGUGCAUGCCCACCCUGCACUGCACUUUCAGCUGAAGAGGAGCUCCGUACCUCAAUUCAGUCUAAAAUUGUUGCACCACCACCCUCUGUACAAGUCAUAGAUGAUAUCAAGUGGAAGCUAGAUCCAGGUCCAGAAUGUCUAAGAAAUCUAAUGGAAGCUCUUGUGUGGGAGCAGAGAGUGAGGGCAAUAAACACAGCUGCCAGCUGUCCAUUUGUAUCACAAAUACGUAGGUUGAUGGUGCUGUGUCAUAGACACCUUGUAGCAGUAAUAAGGGAACAAAGCAACCAUAAAGAGGCUAAAAAGACCAAAGUUGAAAAGAAACCAGUCCAUGGUGUUAGUAAUAGGAAUUUAAGCAAUGUAGUCACCACUCUGAACAAACCUAUGGAGUUAGGAGCAGAUACACAAGAGGAUGGUGAAGAAUCAACUGAUGAAUCUGAAAGUGCCUUUGCUCUAGCCCGUGUAGGCGCCAGAGCAGCAUUACGCCUCGCAUUAUCACUAGUACGCCGCGCGUGGCGUUGUGGAGAAGAAGCAGACGUUUGCUCUGCAUUACUGCGUGAUGCCUUAGACGCUGUCAGAGGCCUGCCCGAAGCUGCAUUGUACGCAGGCAGCGGCCAAAUGAAUUCCAUCGCACAACAGGCGCCGCGGUCGCAGAAGAUCUGGGCGGAAGUUGUUGAUAGUGCUGCGAAAUUUUUGCAUCAAGUUGUUGCUGGAGAAGUAGGAUGCAACGUUCCCCAGGGUGAUUGGCGGACAUCGCUUUGCGUUUGGGUCGAGCUGUGUGCACGUCGCGCUGAACUACCCGCACUUUUAAAGGCUGCAGAUGUACUAGUCACAUUACCGCCCAAGCAGAAACGGCAGCCGGAUAACAGGAUAGUGUUAGAAGAAUGCACAGCACCAUUGGGCCCGUUUCUACGACGCAUGGCUAAAGUUGCAGCUCCAAAUCCAAUUGUCAGCUCUGAACCAAACACUGAAUGUAAUUCUACCGAGGCAUAUUUGAAGGAUCUAGUCAUACCGAGUGGCGAUGAUCUGAUGAGUGUGAGGAAAGCUGGCAUCGCAUUGCUCUGUCAUUUGGAUCGAUUGGGCGCCCCUUUAUUACCACCAUUAAAAGGGUUUGUCACUUGCACAGAGUCUGCCCAGGAAGUCGUGUCUAUAGGUUCUGGAUUAUUACAAUUAGGAAGUUUGAGAUUACAACAGAUAGCGUGCGCUGAAAAAUUGGCGUUACUAUUGACUCAUGACGGUGCGGUGUACACUCUGCCUUACGAUACCAUGACCCCGCAUCUUGUACCCGGCCUCGAAAGUAAAACAAUAACCCAAUUGGCAUGCCAUCCCAACGGGCGGCACUACCUCUGCCAGUCGUCGUGUGGCGGCGCGUGGUCGUGGGGCGCGGGCGAGGACGGGAGACUGGGUCAUGGAGAUACCGCUGCCAGAGACGCUCCUCAGCCUUUGCACCAUCUAGCACAUCAUGAAGUCGUUAGAGUAGCCGCCGGGAUCGCUUGCAGUGCGGUGAUAACAUCUCGCGGGGCCCUGUACACGUGGGGUCGCGGCGCUCAAGGCAGGCUCGGUCACGGCACCAUAGAGAACUGUCUGACCCCGCAGCCUGUGUCCUUUAACGCACACAACAUAGAAAGGAUCAUUGAUGUCGCCCUUGGUUGGGGUGAAGGUCAAACUCUGUGUUGCACUUGGGAAGGCGCAGUGCAAGUAUUCGGCGAUAGCGAAGCGGGCACGCCCAGGACUCUGACCGCGUUGUCCACUCUGCGAGUCACUCGCGUCUAUACCGGGGAGCAUUGGCAUGCUGCUCUCACUGACGGGGGGCAAGUCUACACAUGGGGUAAAGGAGAUGGAUAUCGGUUGGGUCAUGGAAAUCUAGAAUCUAUUAAAAUACCAAAAUUAAUUGAAGCUCUUCAAGGAGUGAAAAUAGCGGAUCUGUCACUUGGUACGUCACAUGGUAUUGCGUUGUCGUCCGAAGGCGUGCUGUACGCGUGGGGCACGCACGAACGGGCGCAGAUUUCCAACACCGUGCCGCAACCUUUGCAAGUGUUUAAUGCUUCGUUUAAAGCUAAUGGUGUUGCAACCGGUCCCAUCCAAAUAAUUGCGUGGAGUGAGGAAAACCCUAGAGAUCUUCCUUCUUCGAUGCCUUUUGUUAUUGAUUUAUCAGAAAAUACGUUUAAGCUCCUUGAGAGGUUACUAAGAAUAGUGGUAGAACAGAGUAGUACGGCGAAUAUAAAAGAUAAUGAAUGUUUAGCAAUCUCCUGUCUGAAUCUCCUUAGGUUACAAGUACAUGCUUGGCAAUGCGCUCGAGGCAAUGAUAUAGACGAAACUGAUAUGGAAGCUAGAUCUUGGUGCGCUGGCGUUCACACCGCUCUAGUGGCGCUGGUCGAAGGGCGGGCGGGGGCUGCGGCGGCGGCGGCGGCUAGGAAAGCGCUGGCGGCAGCCUGGCCGAUACUGCUGCCUACUCCUCAGAUACGGGCACAGCAUCUUAUUGCUUUGUUACCUCAAGGUUCAGUCCCCGCUAGUACUGGAGCAAGGUUCAUGACAGAGCUCCUGGUUUGGUCAUUGUUAGGCGGCGGAGGUUUGAGAGAUGCUCUCAGAAAUGCUCUUCAAGCUCAUUCAACGGAUGCGUAUAACCACUUGCAGUUAGAUGAUGAGUAUGACCAAAUCGACAUAGUGACUGGACAAAGAGGAUAUGCGACAACUACUAUGUCGGAGGACAGUGAAACAUUACGAGCGAAUUGUACGGAUGAAUAUCAAAUCAGCAAUAACGCAACUGUUAGCGAAAAUGGUGCCUCAGUUCCUCUAAUGCAUUUGGUAAAGCACUUGAUACGUAACACGAGCUGUCAGACGCAAAUGCUAAUAAGCUCCAUAAUGAACGGAGAUACAAGUAAGACUGACGACCUCAAGGGUCAUGACACUGUGAGUCCUAGCUGUGAUCUUCUUAUUAGAUUUCAAAGGUUACUAUUUAGCGAAGCCAUGUGGUCAAGAGGCGGGCGCAGUACGCGAGGCGGAGUACAAUCGCUGCUCACGCAGUACACGUCUCUGCUAUCGGAGCAUGUACAGUCCACGCUGACGUGCUUCUCGAGAGCCGUCCACAGAGCUGACAAUGCGCAACUGGUUGCACUCUGCGAUUUGGUUAGCGCUGAUAUUGUCGGUCGCGUAAUGAGUGAACUAGCGGUGUGGGUGUGUGCGUGCGCGGCGCGCUCAGCCAUUUCUCUGUCGAACUGCACGGAGUCGCUCGUUGCGAUCGUGCGCGCGUGCGAUGAAGCGGCGCGCACGCUGCCGUCUGCACAGAAGCUGGACGCCGAUCUGCUGGGCUGGCCGGGCCUUAUGUCCAAACGACACCAGUUGAACCGCAGUGUUAUUCGCAAGUGCGAUCUUCAAAAUCAUACCAAAGAGGGAGGAUCGUGGAUAGUAGUGGCUGGCCACGUGUUCGAUGUGGAUAACUUUGAAUGCGAAAACGCGAGCACUGUAGAGUUGGUGCGCAAAAUGCGGGGCUGCGACGCCACCGCCGCCCUGAGUGUGGAGCCUCACGCGGCCUUCUUGUCGCGGAUUACGGAGAAGUGUGUCGGGAUGUACGCUAGUCAGAUAUACAGUCAUAAAUGUCAGGAAAGUACAUCAAGUCUCCGAUUGCACCAUAUACUAUCGUCGUGCGCAUUCCACUUAGCAUUGGGCCUGUCACAAUGCGGGCUGCGGUUAGCGCGUUCGUUGCCGAUACAGCAAGCUGAACGGGAUACCGCUUCCUAUACAAGCGCUGUUUUUCUUAGAGGUGGUCUACAGACAUCUCAACCAGCAAAUCCGUUCGAAGAGGAAAAGGCGGAAGCUCGCAGCGGAUCGUCCACCGGCGGCAACAGUCCAGCGAGCGACACCCCCCAUGUCUCCCAUACAUCGCACACAUCCAACGUACUGUACCCGCCGCAGACAAGAGUAAGAGUUCCGAAAGUGAACGUCGCAGUGUCGUCUGUGCGUGCGGAUACGUUGCUAUUCGCGCUGGCUGAACCAAAGUUACACGAUCCCUUAGCCUUGCAUUUAUGGUGGGCUUGCGAACGUCGGGAAGGUUGUGCACCUCAUUUCCCUCCUGAACAUCCUCUAGAAGAACUAAGGCGUGCACUGUUGGCUGUCCUGUUGUAUCACGCCGGCCUAAAAGAACACGCAUUAGCAACGGCUACUGCAGAAAUGGAAAAAGGAGAAGUUAAGCUUUCCCCAGCAAUGUCAGAGAUUGUGAAAGCUGUACAACAGAGCAAAUGGACUCUUAUGCGUACAAGACAACAAUUAUCCAGAGGAUACAAGGAAGUAUGUGCAGCUCCUUUGGAAAGAGCUCGGUUUUUGUUACACGAAGUGCGCGCAGCCAUCUCGCCUGCAGUAACAGCGUUACACUCACGACCGCCCUCUCAUCGUGCGCCCACUGCAAAAAGAAUAUUCCAGAAAGUUAUGAGAAUGGCCAAGUCUCCAACUUUCAAUAAAUGUUUUGAAACAACAAAAGACCUUAGAAAUAGGCAAAAUAGUCUAAGUAAAAGUAUGCUAAAAGCAACCGGUACUCUAUUACAAGGAGAUGCAUUAAUAAUAAAAUCUGCUCUUGGAAAUCAAAGUAGACAAGAGGAAAUCCAAACAAUUAUAGUAGAACCGCCUAGAAGUCAUCUUAAUGUAGAUAGUUUCGGUGAUCACAGUUCAAAAACUCCUUGCCAUUUAGCAGCGAAGAAUAAAUUAAAAUCAAAAGAUAAACCACUUGAAAAGGAUUUAAAAAAUGCUUCCAAUUAUGACGAUAUGCGCCACGAUGGAAGAACUGAUCUCAAACUGACUGAAAAGGAAGAGGCAUUCGAUAAAGAUGACGAUAAGACUCCCACGAACGAAAUGUCCCUGAGUUCAAUUAACGAAAUGACUGACAACUCUGUUCUUAAGGAAUCGUUGGAAAGCGAAAAACAAGUUAUACUUUUAGCUGAAGAUUUGAAAAAUGAACUUAUUGUUGCUGACGAAGAAAAGGAUGAUGAUACUUCGGAAAGAAAUAAGUUUGUCAAUGCGUGGGUAGCGAGGCUUGCCUGUGAAGAGAAAGAUUUGUAUUGGAUGCUUGAAGAAGUGACGUCUGAGCAACAGAACCUAACUGCUGCCAUUAUAGACUUUGUUAUGACGGAAGAGCCUUGUGAUAUCGAUAUCCUUAGACGAGCGUUAUAUUGUCAGAUCCAAAGAGCAGUUGUAAGACGUAUUGGAUAUUCCGUAAUAAACAAUAUUUUACAUUCCUCCCAAACGAUGUCUGAAAGUGUCAAAUACGCAGCACUUUCUGGUCUACUGGGAGCCUCGAUGGCGGAUUCCGUUCCUAUAACUCAGCUCAAACCUUCGAUACCAUUAACAAAACCUUUGGAGAGCAUUGAAUCUGUGAUACCUUAUUUGAAAUAUAUGGUGCUUUUGGAAAGGUCAAAGUUAAUGGAUUUCAUUCUGAUUGAAUUGAAAGCGAGAGUUCUUGAAGGAGAACAAACUCAACCUUUGCCACUCAAAAUGAGUGCGAAUUAUGGAGCGCAUGCCUUAUUAAACAGACCGUCCAGGGCAAGGUUCCUAAUCACACUUCUUUCGUUACUUAUUGAGGGUUGUCAAGGUCCAGAAUUGGAACAACUUAUAAACGGUGGAGCAUUGAGUUCUUGUUUGACCUUACUAAAACAGAUUGGCGGCGAUACAUCUCAACACUCAUCACUUAUAUGUAAUGGGAUGAAAUCAAAAUCGGAUUGUUUGGUCAUCUAUGAAGACGAACGUCUUGGAGCGCGUGCAAGAGGUGCAUCAUUGUCAGGGCCAGAAUUAGCUUCUCUUAUGAAAAUAGGCACGCGAGUUGUUCGAGGAAAAGACUGGAAAUGGGGUGAUCAGGACGGUGUGCCAGGCGGUGAAGGUCGUGUGAUAGGUGAGCUAGGCGAGGAUGGCUGGGUCCGCGUGGCAUGGGACGCGGGCGGCACCAAUUCGUACCGAAUGGGGAAAGAGGGGAAAUAUGACCUGAAGCUAGCGCGUUCGCCUUCACCGCCCCCUUCUGUAGAUGAAACUGUACAGGGAAAUGUGGAGAACAGCGUGGAAUGGUGGCCAGUGAGCGAGGUUCGGUCGGCGUGCACUUGCGCAGUGCGCGCUCUAUGUGCCGGUGCGGGGACCACGCCCGCCCCCCGUGCGGCUGCGCGACGGAACGUGGCGGCUCUACAACGGAGACUACUGGCGUUAUCGCACGCACACGUAUAUCCACCGCCGACUGCGUUUGCAGCGCACACUCACACAGCGUUAGCGCUGUUACGAGCAAGCGCACAAAGCCCUGAGAUGAGGGUUUCCCUAUGCACGGACUCUUGGUUCGAACUCUGCUACAGUAUUAUAUCGUCUACAGACAAACCCAUUUCACAGGAUCUCAUAUAUUUACAGAUACAGUCUUUAUGGCUCUUGCGGCGUGUACUAGCGGAACAUACGGGCACGUUUGAAUGGCGACGCACAGUUAGCGCGCAGUUGAUUGCGUUAGCGGGAAGGCUUUGGCUCGAGACGCAUGUAGCCGACCCCGCAUUGAGAACGCACACGCAUGCGCCAUUCGCCCUAACUUCAAUAAAUAUUGAUGAAGAGGAAGUCGACAAUAGAUGGCGAGCCCCUGCGACGGCCAGUUACACCGGCGCAACUUGCUCGGCCAUCGUCAACCUCGUGCGACAGCUGCACUCCGUGCCGCAGUGGCACGGCCCCCUCACCGCACUGUUACUGGAGAAGCUACAGCUAGCCGCACAGAUGAUAACAAGCGACUGGCAUUGGUGGCCUCACACUAGUCAAGAACUUACUCAAACUAUGAAACCUACACCACCAACACUUAACAAUUGCCUUAUAGCUGGAGCCUUAGGUGUAGUGGGUGGGAUGGAGUGGCGCAUUCGUCUGGGCCAGAGAGUGUACGCGGGGUCUCCGCCGAGGAAUGCCGUCGUCACCCAGCUGUCGCCGCGGGCUAAGAUAACCCUAUUGCACGAUGACAAUACUGCUACUAAGACGGAUCUGAACAGCGUGCAAAGCGCCGAGUGCGAACGUUUGCCACAAGCUCUGGGCGGCGGUGAGAGUGCGCUUCGCGUUUGCGCCGCUCUACUGGGCGCAGGCCCGCAAGCUUCGCCAAUGCAUCCGCACCAUUUGCCAGCGGACGUUGACGUAUACGGACUUCGCCGGCAACAAAUGGAGUUGCUCACGUUGUGUGCUGUCAGGGGACUGUUGACUACUCGAACUAGACUGCGAAAAGUCCUGAUGCAGCCACCGGACAAUGGCGGUAAUACAUUAGAUCGAGGCACAACACUAGGGACAGAAGGCACUCUGUUAAGACGUCUGCUGGCUCUCGCCACUAGACCCAGUCCACUGGCUUCAUCUCAUUCGCCCAAAGAACUCGCUGCAGCUGCGCUCACUAUAGUUCAACAGCUGGCCGCACAUGUUUCUGGUGAUGAAAAAGAUUUCGACUCACCACCCGAGUUACCUCUUAUAGACAAGAGUAAUGUUAUGCAAGUGUCAAUGGGUCCAUCCACUAGUACUGCGUCACUAUCAAGAAAAGAUUUAAAUACUUGGGCAAAUUCGGCGCAAGUUCAACAAGUUAUUGAAAUGGGUUUUACGAGACACGCGGUGUAUUCGGCUAUACAAACAUUGGGGGGCACAACAUUACCCACAGUAGAAGCUUUAGUGGCGUAUCUGUUAGAGUUGCCACAACAAGGCAUGGACGACACGGUGUUCGAAAUCAAACCGACGACCUCCAAGCAGGAGAAGAAACAGACGCCGUACCGGUGGCGCAGUUGCUUUGCCUCCGAAGACGAAUACGCUCAGUACUUGUCGGACAUCAUCACUCCUGGCAUGACAGUUAGAUGCUGCAAGGCUUACGAAAGUAUUGCUCUUGGCGAUGUCGGACAAGUGCAAAAAGUUGAACGCGACAUAAAGCAGAAUGUUUUUCUUCAUGUGGAAUGGCGCGGCCUGGGCAAAGUGACGGGCGUGCGCGCUCUGCACGCUGAGGUAGUGUCGGGAGCUCCGCCCUUCGCGGCCGGCGACCGCGUGCGCGUCCGUGCCGCCGUCACUCAGCCGCGAUAUAAGUGGGGCUGUAUAGACCACACCAGCGUUGGAACUGUUACAUCAAUAUCGAGCAAUGGGCGAGACCUGACGGUUGAUUUUCCUCAACAGCCAGGCUGGACUGGACAAGUCAGUGAAAUGGAAUUGGUUACUGAUCAAUCGGAGUGGGGAGAAAGUGCAGGUGGCAGCGCGGUGGGAUGGCGCGGCGCCGUGCGUGCCGUGCGCGUGUCGUCGUGCCGACCCGGUGCGGGCGCGCGUCGCCUGUUGGACUCGCAGCCGCAUACGUACUGGCAGAGCUCCAGUGGAACGGGCCAACAUUGGAUCCGCGUGGAGAUGCGCUGCGGAGUCCGCAUCCGGCGGCUGGGGUUAGGCGUGGCGGGAGGCGCGCACGGCCCGGCGGCGCUGUCGGUGCGUGCGGGCAACAGCUUCGAGGACUCCGCGCUGGCGCCGCUCGCCGCUGUACCGUGCACGCCCGCGCCGCCAUCUAGAGACCGCCCGCCUACACACUUGGCGCAGAUACAGCUGCUGUCUGAUUGCAAACAGUAUUAUCCAUGCAUAGAAAUCGGAAUCAAACAAAAUAGAAACGUAAACGCGGAUUGCAGAGUCCACGGUCUUUAUAUCACGGGUUUCAGGCCAAAUCCUUUAUACACGGAGAUAUUGGGAAGUAUGAAUUUCGUAGCUGAAGACUGGAUGGAGAAAGAUAACUCGACAAGCACAGUCUCAACUGACAACAACCCUCCAUUGUUACCCAAUGACUGUCCCAAGGUGUAUGUAUGGGGUUUGAACGAUAAAGACCAACUGGCUGGUGUCAAGGGCUCCAAAGUGAAGGUGCCUGUGUUUUCUCCAGUGAUCAGUGCUUUACGUCCGGUACAUAUAGCGGGCGGCUCUAAAACAUUGUUCAUUGUAUCACACGACGGAAAGCUAUACGCUUGCGGCGAAGGCACAAAUGGUAGACUAGGUCUCGGGCACAGCAACAACGUGUCGACGCCGCGUGCCAACCCGUACCUAUCCCACGUGCUGGUACGACGAGUAGCCGUACACUCUGGUGGAAAACACGCUUUGGCUCUAACCGCUGAUGGCAAGGUGUAUUCUUGGGGCGAAGGUGAAGAUGGCAAACUGGGGCAAGGCAACCGUUUGACGUUGGAGGCGCCGCGUAUCAUCGAGUCUCUGUCGGGCGAGCGAGUGGUGGGCAUAGCGUGCGGGUCCGCACACAGCGCUUGCGUAACGGCGAGGGGACAUCUGUACACGUGGGGCCUGGGGGAGUAUGGACGGCUGGGUCAUGGGGACGAUGCGAUACAGCUUUUGCCCAAAAUGGUUGAAGCAUUAGCUGGAUUCAGGGUCGUACAAGUGGCGUGCGGCUCUCGGGACGCGCAAACAUUGGCUCUCACAGCAUGUGGAAAGGUUUUCUCAUGGGGAGAUGGUGACUUUGGAAAAUUAGGUAUAGGUCGGGGUGGUUCGGAUGGUUGUGCUGUGCCGAUGAAUGUGGAAAGACUGAACACGUUGGGGGUUAUUCAAGUGGAAUGCGGCGCACAGUUCAGUUUGGCUUUAACUAGGGAUGGAGAGGUUUGGACCUGGGGCAAGGGCGAUUACUUCCGGCUGGGGCACGGCUGCGACGCGCACGUGCGCCGCCCCACCAUCGUGGAGGCGCUGCGCGGGCGCCGCGUCGUGCACGUGGCGGUCGGCGCGCUGCAUUGCUUGGCUGUUACUAGUGAGAACCAGGUCUGGGCUUGGGGUGACAACGACCACGGGCAACAAGGCAACGGAACAACGUGCGUCAACCGGCGGCCGGCACUGGUUGCGGGCGUGGAGGGUGUGCAGAGAGCCGCCGCGGGGUCGUCGCACUCGGCCGCGUGGGCACUGCGACCGACCGCCUCGCCCGACGUGCAGACCCCUCACUUCGCGCCUUUGCCCUUCCCCACUCUAAAAGACCCCCUGGGAGCGCAUAGCCUUGGUCUCUACUCAGAUGAAAUCUCAGUAGAAGAGCCGCAAGGGCCGCGCCCUUCGUUAGCUGCCGCGGCGCUGUCUCUCGAGCCGCCGGUAGCGGUUCAACACGCGCUGUCUUUGAUACUUCUUGCAUUACAUAUUACUCAGGCUCGCAGUCUUCUGGUAGAAGCCCUGCGAGCGCACGAGGCGUGCUCGACGGCGGCGCCAGUGGUGGUGGGGAUGGACUCUGAGGACGACGACGCGGAGGCCGACGCACGCACGGGCGGCGGAGAAGCGCCCGCUGACAGAGCUACCUUACCGAGCGGAGCAAGCAGCCCACUGAGCGGUUCGAUAUCGUCUCGACACUCGGCCGUGAUGUCGUCCAGCGCGGUGUCCGUCGCCGCCGCCACCAUGACGGUGCAGCAGGCGGAGGCUCCCAAGGUGAAGUUGGCGCUGGAUGACUUCACGUGUCAACUAGGCGAGUCUGACGCUAGAGCGUUAGUCGACUUGCUGAAGCUGGCCGCAGCGGGGCGCGUGCCCGACGCUAGCAGUGCGGUCAAGGUCAUCACCGAUGUGCUCAUGGCGCUAUGUGCAAGCAAGCCCGCAGUGGCGGACAUGGUGGUGGAGGUGUGCGUGUGCGAGCUGGAGGAGGCGGCGGCGGGCGGCACGCGCGCGCCCCCGCACCCCGUCACCGUCGACAGCCCGCACCCCUACGCAGACGACACCGAUAUAUCCGGCGUCGUAAAAAUUCCUGGAGCAUCGUCCCUCCGAGUGUCGUUUGAACAAGGAUGUUCUACAGAAAGAAGGAAUGAUCCGCUGACUAUAUCCGACAGCGCUGGCAGAGUCCUCGCUACUAGAUCUGGGAGAGAACCUGCAGACUGGGCCCAAGAGAUUAUUGUCAAUGGUGAUGAACUGCGUUGGCGAUUUACAAGCGACGGUUCAGUCAAUGGUUGGGGAUGGCGUUUCACAGCACAUCCUAUUCUGCCGUCACACUCCAAUAUGGAAAGUGGCACAGAUCGCUACAUUCUCUCGUGCCCAUCUGUGGAGUUAGCGUGGCGGUUAUUAGACGGCCCGUUGCUCUCCGCUAUAUCAAACGAUCAUCAGUUAGCGCCGCGUCUAGCGCAGGCGUUGGCUAUUUGUGCACAGAUGCCAACAUUGUCAUGGCGUGGUCGUGUAUGGUGCGUGCGACGCUUACGCGGGGUCGUAUGCGCGGGGGGCAUAGGACGGAGCGCGGGCGAGGGGGUCGCCCCGCCCACAGCCUUACAAGCGCUGCCGCAACUGCUUCAAACUCAGUACGAGCAUGAGGAACCCGCGCUGCGUACUGGCACCCAUCUUUUACAUACACACUAUCUCAAGGAGUUGUCGUGGCUCGCCUGCGGUCUGCGCAUAGACUCGCGCGUAUGUUCCGGCGCCGACGCCGCUCGUUGGACGUGGUUCAAGCGCUACUGUCUCUGCAUGCGGACUGCGGAAGCGCUCAUACGCCGCGUGGCCAUGCCUGUACCUUUCCUGGCCGACGUGCGCAAGAGACUUGCUGACUUGGGCGUGUACAACGCUGAGGAGAGCAGCUCCGAUACGCAGAACCCUUGGGAAGACAACAAGGCUAUUACGCGACAACACGACGAACAACUUCUGCAUUGGGUGAACAAACGACCAGAAGACUGGUCGGGCUGGUGGAACGGUAGCUCCCGCGGCUGCGCUGUUUACGGCUGGGGACACAACCACCGCGGGCAACUGGGAGGAGUGGAGGGCGCCAAGGUGCGCACUCCCACUCCGUGCCACGCGCUCGCGGCGCUCAACCCCGUGCAGUUAGUGGGCGGCGAGCAGACUUUGUUCGCGGUGACGCCUGAUGGGAAGGUCUACGCUACUGGUUAUGGGGCAGGUGGCCGCUUAGGUAUAGGAGGUAUCGAUUCAGUAUCUCAGCCUACGUUAUUAGCUUCUAUUCAGCAUGUCUUUAUCUCAAAGGUAGCCUGCAAUUCAGGUGGCAAACAUUGCCUAGCGCUGUCUGUCGAUGGAGAAGUUUACAGUUGGGGUGAAGGGGAGGAUGGGAAACUUGGCCAUGGAAACAGAGUAAGCUACGAUCGGCCAAAGUUAAUAACAGCACUGUCCGGUUUGGAAGUGGUAGCGAUAGCGUGCGGCGGCGCUCACUCCGCCUGCUUGACGGCGAGAGGGCGCAUAUACACGUGGGGCAAGGGGAGAUACGGGCGACUUGGACACGGGGACUCGGAGGACCAACUUGUGCCUAAAUUGGUCGAAGCUCUGUCAUCGUAUCGAGUUAUCGAUGUGGCGUGCGGCUCAGGGGACGCGCAAACUCUGUGCAUCACUGAUGACGACAACGUUUGGUCGUGGGGCGACGGAGAUUAUGGGAAACUUGGACGCGGUGGCUCAGAAGGCUGUAAGUUACCAAUGAGGAUCGAUUGCUUGAAGGGAUUGCGAGUGAUAAAAGUGGAGUGUGGAUCACAGUUCUCAGUCGCCUUAUGCCAGUGCGGCAGUGUGUAUACGUGGGGUAAAGGAGAUUACCACAGACUGGGUCACGGUAGCUACGAGCACGUGCGACGACCGAUGCGCGUUACGGGCAUGCAAGGGAAGAUGAUAGUUUCCAUCGCUACAGGCAGUCUCCAUUGCGUGGCGUGCACCGACUCGGGCGAGGUGUACACGUGGGGCGACAACGACGAGGGCCAGCUGGGGGACGGCACCACGCUGGCGGCGCAGAGGCCUCGCCUGCUCAUGGCUUUACAGGUGAUUCUGAAAGGUAAACGCGUGACACGCGUUGCGUGCGGCAGCGCGCACACUGUGGCGCUGUGUGUGGAGGCUCCCCGCGCCCCGCGACCGCCGCCUGCGCCGCCUCUUGAGUGCCACUUGCUGAGGGAUAUGUCACCGCAACUUAUUUGCAACAGACUGGUACUAUUGCACCAAUUCUCAGAAUUGGUUUGUCCCAACCUACCACUCCUGGUAUUAGAUGAACCGUUGGAUCAACUCAGAAGUUUGCUGUUCUAUGGUGUGAAAGAUGCUGCAUUUAGAAAAGCAAUAAUGGCGACAAUGGUGCGGGAACGUCAACACGGGCCGAUAGUGGAACUAUCCCGAGUAGCAGCCCGCAGAGCCCGCAGGGGUGGCAGCGGACUAGCCGGACCAGCCGGCAUGCGCUCCGUGUUCGGCCAGAUGGUGGCUCGACUACCCGCGCUCACCCAAGACGCCUUAGCGCUGCCACAUCGAGUUUGGAAGGUUAAGUUUGUGGGCGAGAGCGUGGACGACUGCGGCGGUGGGUACAGCGAGAGUAUCGCCGAGAUGUGUGAAGAGCUACAGAACGGCUCUCUGCCGCUGCUAAUGGCCACGCCCAACGGACGCGGUGACGCGGGCGCCUCGCGGGACGCCUUCCUCCUCAACCCCACCGCCAACACUCCGCUGCACCUCAACUGUUUUAGAUUUCUGGGCGUGUUAAUGGGCAUCGCGAUCAGGACCGGGUCUCCCCUGUCGCUGUCGCUAGCGGAAGGCGUGUGGCGGCAACUGGCCGGCCAGCCGCUGCGGCCGCAAGACCUGGCCGAAGUCGACAAAGACUUCCUACCUGCGCUUCUGUGUAUACGCGAUAUGACGCCCAGUAAUAAGGAAUUACAAAACCUUGAAUUGCCAUUUUCAAUACCGUCGGCGGCUGGACACGAAGUUCCCCUGUCAACGCGACACAAACGAGUAACGCCUGAUAACAAGGACGAGUAUGUGCAACUAGCGUUGCAUUACAGGCUCCACGAGUUCGACGAGCAAGUGCGCGCAGUGCGGGACGGGAUGUCGCGCGUCGUUCCCGCGCCGCUACUAGCGCUUUUCAACGCGUCCGAGCUGGAGACUCUCGUAUGCGGCUCGCCCGACAUACCGGUGCACGCAUUACGAGCUUCUGCUACAUACAAAGGCGUGGAACCGAACGCUCCGCUGGUGCAGUGGUUCUGGGAAGUGAUGGAGGAGCUGUCGGGCAGCGAGCGCGCUCUGUUCCUGCGCUUCGUGUGGGGACGCACCAGGCUGCCGCGCGCGCCGCAGGACCCCAGGCAACGGGACUUUGUGUUACAGGUUCUCGACAAGUACCAACCACCAGAUCACUUUUUACCGGAGAGCUAUACGUGUUUCUUCCUACUCAAGAUGCCGCGGUAUUCCUGCAAGAGCGUGCUGCGAGAAAAGUUGAGAUACGCCAUACACUUCUGCAAAAGCAUCGACACGGACGAGUACGCGCGCGUGGCGCUCAGCGCCGCCGAACGCGUGUCCUCAGAGGAGUCCGACUCGGAGGGCGACGGCGCGUCCAUGCCCACGACCAUCCCACCGCCUGUGCUCUACUCGCUCACGAGAGCGCCCACGUGGCUCUGAACUCUGUUCACGUAAUUAAAAAAAAAACUGGUUAGCUCUGACUUCCGGCCUUUUAGUACCUAACUAUUCAUGUAAAGUGCUUUAAUGCCAAUGACAUUUUACAAAUAGACUCGUUAUAUACUAGCUCAGACCUCUUGUAUCGCACUCAAAUUGUUUGUCGUUUUUUGAGGGGGACAAGAUAAACUCACACAUCGAAAAUAUUUAACGCCAAUAAAUAUACCCUGUGUCUUUACACUGCACACAACUAUAAAUUUAAAUCGUAAUACACACACGUGUAAUUUUUACACAAUGAAACAUCGAUUCUAUAGAUGCAGUAUGUAUAAACUCGUUAGAUCGUGAUCAUAUACUUUUGACAGAGGGGUAACGUCUAGCGAAGCAGGUCCUAUGGUAAUUGGUCUGAGUAUACUUGAGUUUGGCUACUGAGAGAAUAAAUUGAAAUCACCCUGCAAAUUUAAAAAAAAAAUUGGAGGGCAUUCCCAAAACUAUAGUGCAUAUAUUGGAAAAACUCAGUUUGAAACUUGUAAAUUUUUUUAUAUAGGCUUUCAGUAGCCAAACUAACUACAACUAAAAACAGAAAAUAUUGACAUGUCUAUGUAACAACGUAUAUGUAGGCAUACGAGAUUAAAGAGAAAGGAGAUGAUAUUUGUGUAUUUAAUCGCGCCAUUGAAAUUAAUAGACUGUAAUGGCUGUCUUAAUAAUAUACAUACUAUUGGUGAAUGUCGAAAUAAUUUACGGAGUCAAAUUCUAAAUCUAAUGAAAAAUUUACUCAAUUUCUUACUACAUUGACAAUUUUUUGUAAACAGUGCAAAUACCAUUUGAUAAGUAACAGAAGGAUCCUAAACGUAAUUCUUCCAUCCAUUUUUACAAAGACUUACAAUAAAAUGUUUUCAUAAUUUGGACGCAAAAUUAUUAUCAUUUUUAAAGGUAAAUUGGAAAUCGUCUGUUAAAAAACCUCAUUUAUUGUUUUAGCAAACUAUAGCUUGGCGAAUUAGUUCGUAACACUCCUGAUGGUCCGCGGGGGCUGGGAGGCGGGUAGCGAUGACAGAUAAACCCACAACUGAUGAAUCCCACUUCCAGCCUUCCCUCCCUGUCGCUCGCAUAUCAUGGAAGUGUCUUCAGAGAACUUGUCAAGCUAUAACAACAGACUUCUAAAAAUUAGUUGUGGUGACAAUGAAGGUUUUUUAUAUUUGUAAUUGGGCUAUUCACAAAUGACAUCGCCAUGACCAGCCAUGACAUAUUUUGACUAAUGUAGUAAAUUUCGAUUACAUUCCAACACUAAAAUAACUUUAACAUCUAACAGAUUCCGCCUUUUGCAGGGAUGCUAUCUCUCUAUACUUUUAGGCAUAACAAAUUUAGUUUAACCGAAUAAAACCGCCUCGCUUUUUGUGGACAAUAUUUUUAUAGUCUUCUAUAGACAUGAGUUAUAACAUCACAAUCGCGAGGCGAGGCAGUGAAGGUGGCUUUAAUGAGCUAUGACCUUUAACCUAAAUAUACAAACCACACCUAGUAUCGUGUAGUAAACUUAAGGAAUGUUUAAAGUAACUACCACAUGUAGAUUAUUAAUUUUGAAACACCAAUUACGAUUUACAUCCUUAGGUAGUCUUCUUUAGGUAUUUGUAUUAUUACAAUGAUACCUAAGUUUAAAUAAGUACUCGAAACGAUAUUUGUAAUGUUAAUAUUAAAAACAUUAUAGAGCUAACGAAAAUUCUAGCAACGCUUGUUUCCAAAUAAGCAUUCCAUCCAUACUGUAGUUACCGGAGCUCGAAGGAUUUGCUACGAGUAUAAACGAUCUUAUAUAGUUUGUAAUACGUGUUAAAGCAAAGAUUUUAUACUAUAAGAUAUGUUACGGACCUACAAAAUCACCGCAAACAGUAAUCCGAAUUUGAUCUGAUGUGAGCUAUUCCACUAAGCGGACACAUGCACAAUUUUGUGUUUACUUAAAUUAUAUAUUUAUGUUGUGAAUAAUAUCAACUAUCUUAGUACCCAUAACACAAGAUACUAUGUUUGCUUACUUUGGGGCUAGAUGUGUAUUGUUUAAGUAUAUUUAUUUAUUACUCGCGGACGACCGUGACUUCGUCCGCAUGGAAUUCAGUUUUUCACAAAUCCCGCGGGAAUCAUGGAUUUUUCCGGGAUGAAAAGUAAUCUAUGUGUUAAUCCAGAGUAAAGUCUAUUUCCAUUUCAAAUUUCAGCCAAAUCGCUUCAGUAGCCGCAGCGUAAAAGGGAUACAAACAUACUUACACACUUGCACACUUUCACACUUACACACAAACUUUCGCCUUUAUAAUAUUAGUGUGGUUAUUUAUUUAUAUAUAGUUUUUACACUUUCUGAACACACAACUCGACAUUGUAGAUAAUAUUUAUGUAUUAUCUACAAUGUUGUUUACAAUGCGAUUAAAUGAAAUUAAGACAAUUAGCCACUUUCAUGCGCCUCAGUUUUGUCGCGUUAGUGACAUAUCUAUAGUAUAAAAUAUCUUUGUGUAAGUACACUGUAAAUUAACAAUAAACGAAAAUACAAAUACGACGGCUGAACACGCAUGAAUUCCAACGCUGGAUAACCUAAUCUCACUAAGCUUAAUGUUUAAUUGUAUCUACUAUCUAAUUAAUUAUAUUAAUAAAAUGAAUCUAUUUUAAUAAACCUGUUAAAAAAAAUGUAUAAUUUUUGGAACAACCUACAUUUUUGUCAAACAAGUUUGUGCGAUUCCUUCUGCCAGUUAAUUUAAAGUUUUUGAUAUAAUUAGUGUUUUUAUCUAUGUGAAUAUUUGCAGCACUCAUAAGUUACAAAAUAUUAUGGAUCAAGGUUUUUCUAUAGGUUUUAAAAAUAUUCGUAACGAUUGACGUUAAAUAAUUAUAAGACGACUGAUAAAGUACAGCAAAAUGUAGGUAAACUAACGAAUAAAUAAGCUGUGUGAUUGUUGGCUUUUAGAUAGGAAGGGAAUGAGAAGGUGCAUUUUAUAUAGAGAAAGCAAUUAAUGCUAGUCAGAAUUUUUAUGUAAAGGGCUUGAUAUUAUAUUUAAUACUUAUUUUUAUUGUCUUAGCCAGUAUUACGUGUAUUGAAUAUAUAACUUUCUACAAAAAAGCACCGCAUGAUAUUUUUGACUUAAUAUAAUGCUUCUCUACUUUUUUCGUAAUUGCUACUAAUGGAUAUUUUAUUAAUCAUAGCUUUGUUGUAUACAGGGUGCUCGGGAGCAUUUUCCAUAACUCUGUGGAUAUAUUCUUUACCGAAAAUUAAUUAAAAAUGUUCAAGGAACAUGUGCUCUAAAAUUAAUAUUUUCGGGGUAAAUAAUAUUUCUUUUGUGAAUUGAUCUUAAAAUGUGUCCCAUAACCGCAUCUUUAUAAUAUUACGUAGCUCAGUUUUACGUAUUUUUAAAUGUAAGGAUAGAUAAAGGCUUGUGUUACUUGGAUAGUCGGAAUUAUUUGAAUUAUUUUGUAUGAAAACAUAAAAAGUUUUUAUUAUUUAGUUAAAAAAAUAUUAAUUAUGCAGUUCAGCCUAUAAGUGGACAACUGUCAACACCUUGAAGUUAUGGGGAAUACUCCCGAGCAUCCUGUAUAUUAUUGUCCUUAUAGCUUUAUACUGUAUUAUAAUCAACAUUGAUUUUUUUUAGUUUCCCUAUUUAUUAGAGAAUUGUUCGUAGGUAUCUUGUGUUUAAAUUAGCAAGUCUUGUAUAAUGAUAGUUUCAAGACAAUUCACAAUAACAUAUUUUCUAAAUAUAAAACACUAUUUAAUUGUGGAACUCUCCCUAGAUAGACACCUAACAUAGUUUACGUAGUUUUGGUGCUAGUGCUUCGAAUAUGUUGAUGAUUUUUUUACAAAAAUUUUUGAAAGCACAAAUACAUGUUAAAGUAAGACACAUGUAUAGUAUAGGCUCGACAUCCAUUGUAAUAUUCCAUUUGGCUCUGAAAUUCUUCAUCUAUGUACCUCUAUAACAUUAAACAAAUAUUAUUUGAAUUAUUUUGAAAUUGUAUCCAAAUAUUUUUUCACCAAAGAAUAAAAGACAGAAUUAAAUAGUUGAACAAUGCUCUGCUCUGAAGUUUUAUUAGCAAAAUUGUUCUAUAUUUUUAUCAUUAAGUGAAUUGUUUUGGGUUACAAAAUAGGAACCAUCAAAGUGGAAUAGAUAUUAUUAAAAAAACAGUAAACUAAGUUAAUAUGAAAAAUGUGCAGUAUUAAAUGUUAUGUUAUUAUGCAUAUACAAAUUAAUUUGGUGACAUUAUAUUUAAAAAUAUUUUAUUAUCUCCAAAAUAUUAAAUCAGAUCAAAAGUCUUCAUAAUAUGAAUUACUAAAUUCAUAAAUAUGCAAUAUGUAUCGUAAACGAGAAUGCCCAACAUCUGUAGUGAAAAUAAUCCAUCUUUACUUAAUGAGUCUUGAUGAAUUCUUAUUUAUUAGUCAAGUUUAUUUUUAAUUAUAAAUAUCUGAAAUAAUGAAAUCCACAAUGGACUUACUUGGAUUACUUUUAUACUUAAGAAGAAAUAGAAUGAGCUCUUGAACAUUAUUUUACUAACAAGGAUAAAUAUAUAGACAUUCUUCCUUUACAUAACUACUUUCACCAAUUGCAGAUCUGUAAAUAAUAUUUUAUUAUUUUAAAAUUGUAUUGCUGUAUUAUGAUUGUCUACACCUAUAUUUCUAAUUAAAUCAAUAUUUAUUAAA